Messenger RNA from Clavispora lusitaniae ATCC 42720, 2088 nucleotides. RefSeq names its product Bul1 N terminus family protein. Lineage: Eukaryota; Fungi; Ascomycota; Pichiomycetes; Serinales; Metschnikowiaceae. Gene Ontology annotation, cellular component: ubiquitin ligase complex. The record is from RefSeq and is a predicted model, not a curated record. Gene Ontology annotation, molecular function: ubiquitin-ubiquitin ligase activity. Gene Ontology annotation, biological process: protein monoubiquitination; protein polyubiquitination.
AUGGGAAUUUUCCAAAAAGGGGCACGUGGCUUGCCCCCGUUCCGCUUGGAUCUCGGCUCGUUGCUGCCCCAAGGUCGAAGUGAAGGCUCCUCGAAUACCCCACAGCACUCUCCGAACGCCCCGGAGCAAGGCUCAAAUGCCCCCGAUCACAGGAUCCAGCCCAUGGCCUCGCCUGCUUAUGAGAGUGUGCACAUGUGGAACAUUCUUCCCUCGUACCAGCUCUACGAGGCGACUUUUUCGAAGAAGGUCACUCCAGACGAAGAUUGCGACAGAGAUCCUCCGACAUAUGAGGUUUCCUCUCCCGGGUCUGCCGAUGGCCAGGACUAUUUUACACACCCGGGCGCUCCACGGUGGGAAAACAGCAUCUUGGCUAAUGUGCACCGAUUGAAACGCCUUGCAACUUUCAAUGCAGACCUUGCGGCUCAGUUGAAAGUACAGGUUCAACUCACAGCAGAGCCAGGCGCAAGGGGAGUAGCCCCGCAACUUUUUGAUGGCGAGAAGUCAGAGUUAGCGCAGGGCGACCAGGUUCAUGGGUUUGUGACUGUGCAGAAUGUGUCCAGCCAAUCCCUUCCGUUUGACAUGUUCUCUGUUGUCCUUGAGGGAAAAAUAUCUAUGCUAGGAAGCGAGGACAAACAAGCCAUGGUCUAUAAAUUCUUGAACAUGUUUGAUUACCGCGCGUCAUGGACCCCGGCGUUCGUGGACGAGACUAUUACUGUUGAGUGUGUUGAUCCAGUAGAUGGAACUCGCUUGUCAUUCCCAAUGGAAAAGUACUUCGAGCCUGGAGUCACAUACAAGAAGUUUUUCACCUUUACAUUACCUCCCAAACUCUUGGACUGUUGCUGCGAGGACCAUAACCUCUCGUGCCAUUGUGAGUUGUUGCCUACCAUAGGUUUGGAUAAGGAAAUGUUUUUGCAGCGUUUGCGGCGAGCAAGGGAGAAGCCCUCUACUGCUCAUAGUCAACCGCGCCUCCGAGACUACGGAUUUUCUGAUACGGCAAUCAGUUACUGUGUAGAGGCCCGUGUGGUGGGAAAGCUCUCUGACUAUGGUUUACCUGUUGACCACGAAGAGUUUAUGAUUGCUGGUCUGGCAAGUGCUCCGGUGAGAGUGAUACCUCACAGUUUCUCUAUGAGCGAAGAGGAGGACCGUGUUGCCUACAACUACUACAAGACCUUCGUGAGGGAAAUAAAGGAUAGCAUCAAAAGGGGUCAGGAAAUGGUGAAUGGAACACGAAAGGAUGACGCGACUCGUCGGUCAUCGGUCGUAAAGCGUAAUCAGCUCUACCACAGAAACACGGGAGAAGCGCCAGAUAUAGGAGAGCAUCAGAUAUUCUUGCCCUACAAACGGAAGACGCUCACACAGCCACUGAAAAUAGUGGGAAUGCUUUCAGCAUCGACACCACGGAUCCGCUAUUCGGUGCCAUACGUCUCUCCACUACAGCGUGUGACGCCUGAACAAAUGGCCAGUUUGAAAUUGAAUAUCCCUGUCAUGCUUUCGUUCAAGAGCAGCGAGGAAAAGGGAACAGUGCCCGAGAUCAGAGGUGUGUCGGCGGAACUAGUUGUAACCACAGUAAGGUCUAAAAAAUAUCCAAUUCCAUUGGAACUCUCCCUGGAGAUGUUUUUCGAAAACAAGCUAGGUGCUGAUAGCAUUCAGGAAACAGUGCGGACUCCCUUUGCAUCGUUUUUAACCAACAUUUCGUCACUUUCAGAGAAGAUACCCCUUGAACAAUUCGACAUCUCAGCGCAAACGGUCAAAGACAUCAAGUGUUUGGCAAAACUUGGAAUUAAAACCAACAAUCUCAAGAUAUCUGGGAUCCAGGCCGUAUCUGCUGGAGGGCUUCUGAAAUGGAACCAAAAGAACGACAAAUAUUCCAAACGCAUUGAUGUAGCAAUGGAUUUGGGGUCGCUUUUCAAAUUAGAUUCGCGUGGAGAUCGUGGUCUGGAGUUGGAGUGUCUAGUGCCAACAUUCCAGAGCUGUUUUGCUUGCCGAUACUACUUUAUCGUGAUGAACAUAAAGUUGCAAAGUGGAGAAUCGCUUCCAAUAAAAGUGGCAUUGGACAUUGAAAACAGAUCACACAAUAUAAUUGUAUGA